UGAGGUGCCCUAGUACUGAACUACCGGUACUAGCGGUCGCUUUGCUUUGUCUUCCCACUUUUAACUGAAACCAGAGCUAAGCAGAGGUAACGCUUUUCGUUCUUUCGUUUACGUUUCGCGCCGUUGCUGCACACGUACCUUGUUGGAACUCGAGAAGGGAGUGUCACCUCAAUGGCUUCUACUAAAAUCCGAGAUUACGAAGACUUCGUUAAGGUUCACGCUAUCCUACUCGCAGCUUCAGGAAUUCCUCCGUCCCUGCAUUUCCAGCUAUUUCAGAAGCUCUCUUCAGAGACCUUCGAUGGUGGAAGCUUCUUUCAGGUCGAGCCCUGCGAGGACGGUCGGCAGAGGCGACUCAUCCUCACUUCAGACUCCAUGGAGAAGGAGUCGCAGAUUUUCCUAGUCGAUCAUGCCUGGACAUUUCGCCUCCCGGAUGCUAGAAAACAGCUGCAGGAUAUCCCUGGGUUAGCUCAGCGAAUGGCUUCACUGAUGUGUGUAGAUGUUGAUUUGGUUUCUGAUUCUGAUGAUGCAAACCUUGAGCGAGACGGAAAUGAUACGCGAGGAAAUGUUGUGGAAAUACUGGAAAGCGAAAUUCAUAAAGCCAAAGAGAAAGGUGCUGAAUCUGUAUUGUGGUUAGAGCUUGAGGAACUUGGCAUAGAUGAUGCCAUGCUGCUGUCUCUGGAUUUAUCUAGUAAAUUUCCUAAUCUUCUAGCACUUAGCCUGCACGGGAACAAGCUCCAGAAUGCAGAAACAGUUGUGCAAGAAGUCACAAAAUUUAAGGACCUAAGAGCUCUGUGGCUGAAUGAGAACCCAGUUCUCAAAAACUGUGAUGAUCACAUGAGAAAUGCAAUUAUCCAAGGAGUUCCAAGGUUGGAAAUUUUCAACUCGUGUUUUACCAGUAAAUUUGGUCAGUGGGCAUUUGGUUUUUGUGGAGGAAUAUUUGGAAAGGAUAAUCCAGGCUGCUUUGAUAACACUGCACAUGCAUUGGAGAGCCUGACCUCUCUUGAUUUAUCAAAUAGAUGCAUCCACAGUUUGUUCAAUAAGGCAUUCUCUGCUACUGAAAUGCCAUCUCUCUCAUACUUGAAUCUUCGGGGAAAUCCACUGGAGCAGAAUUCUGUUAAUGACUUACUAAAACUUUUGAAAGAAUUUACUUGUUUACAAGCAUUGGAGGUGGAUAUUCCUGGUCCUCUUGGAGGCGAUGCACUUGAAAUUCUUCAAUCUCUUCCUAAUCUUUCUCAGUUGAAUGGUGUUAAUGCAUCAAAAAUUAUAGAGGCUGGAAAGCAUGUAAUAGAUUCAAUGCUUCUGCCACGUAUCCCUGAAUGGACUGCUAAUGAACCUCUAGUUGAUCGGGUUAUUAAUGCUAUGUGGUUAUAUUUGAUGACAUAUAGACUAGCAGACGAGGAAAAGAUCGAUGAAACAUCUGUGUGGUAUGUGAUGGAUGAACUAGGUUCAGCUUUGCGCCAUAGUGAUGAACCAAACUUCAGGGUGUCUCCAUUUCUCUACAUGCCAGAAGGGAAUUUGGCAUCAGCAGUGAGCUUUUCUAUCUUAUGGCCAAUCCAGAAUGUUCAUAGAGGUGAUGAAUGUACCCGUGAUUUUUUGCUUGGUAUUGGAGAGGACAAGCAACGAUCUGCCAGGCUUACCGCUUGGUUCCAUACACCAAUAAACUAUUUCAUCCAGGUAUAUGAAAAAUACUUCCAGCAACUUUGUUCAAAAGCUACUUCCUUUACGUGCACGAAGGGGUCCCCUGCCAGAAGUUUAUUUCGAAAUGAUGGUUCUGUUCUCCGUGUUUAUACGGAUAUACCUCAAGUGGAGGAAUUCUUGACACGCCCUGAAUUCUCACUCACAUCUGAUCCAAAAGAAGCAGAUAUCAUUUGGACAAGCAUGCAAGUGGAUGAGGAAAUGAAAAAAACUACUGGAAUCACAGAAAAUCAAUACAUAAACCAAUUUCCUUAUGAAGCUUGUCUUGUCAUGAAACAUCAUCUGGCAGAUACACUUCAGAAGGCACAUGGUCGUCCUGAAUGGUUCCAACUUACUUAUAGUCUAGAAACACAUCUAUCUGAAUUGAUUGGUGACUACUAUGUACGCAGAAGAGAUGGGCUUGACAAUCUGUGGAUUUUAAAACCAUGGAACAUGGCACGGACUAUUGAUACAACUGUUACUAGUGAUUUAUCUGCUAUCAUACGACUUAUGGAAACUGGUCCAAAAAUAUGUCAGAGAUAUAUUGAGCAUCCUGCUCUGUUCAGAGGGAAGAAGUUCGACCUCCGUUACAUAGUUUUGGUUCGUAGCAUGAAACCUAUGGAGAUAUUUCUCUCUGAUGUUUUCUGGGUUAGACUAGCAAAUAAUACAUAUUCUUUGGACAAGGCCAGCCUUUUUGAAUAUGAAACUCAUUUUACAGUUAUGAACUACAUUGGAAGACUGAACCACAUGAGCACACCAGAAUUUGUAAUGGAGUUUGAGGAGGAACACCAUGUUAAAUGGCUGGAUAUCCAUAAUAGGGUCCGAAAUAUGAUCCAAACUGUGUUUGAAUCAGCUGCAGAAGUCCAUCCAGAAAUGCAUAGUUCAACAUCUAGAGCCAUGUAUGGGGUGGAUGUGAUGCUGGAUAGCUCUUUCCAGCCAAAGUUAUUGGAGGUUACCUACUGCCCUGAUUGCACAAGAGCAUGCAAAUACGAUACAAAAGCAGUAAUCGGAAGUGGUGGUGUAAUCAAAGGUCGGGAUUUUUUCAAUCAUGUCUUCGGUUGUCUCUUCCUAAAUGAAACCACUCAUGUAACCCAAAUAUAACAAGCCUUAUGCGGGAAGGAAAAUAUUGUACAAUCUGCAAGGUAUGUAAUUUAGAUAUUAAAUUUUCAGCUGUAUAAUUGAGUCUUUUUUUGCCUUGGAGGAUAAGUGUUAUUAGCUUUUUCUUUAGGGCAUCAAUUUUGCUCUUGAAGUACAUCUCCACCCAACACCCAACAUGAGAAACCAAGCAGGAUUUUGAUUAUGUGGAUAGUAGUUGUUAUUGAUUUUUAAUAUACAUACAUAUUUGUUAUGAGGUAACUACCUCCAAUGAAAAGUAUGAUUAUUGGAAUUAAUCAUAUGAUUCUUAAGUGAAAACGCAUCACUUAAACUAAUAUAUUCUGAUUUUGAAUUUGAA
Messenger RNA from Nelumbo nucifera (sacred lotus), 3127 nucleotides. The record is from RefSeq and is a predicted model, not a curated record. NCBI's taxonomy places the organism in Eukaryota, Viridiplantae, Streptophyta, Magnoliopsida, Proteales, Nelumbonaceae.